AUGUGUGUGCAUCUCUUCUGCUUUCUCCUCUAUCUCAGCAAUGUCUUCCCUUUUUUCAUGGACUUCAUCCCUGGACUUCAUCAUAGAGUGUUGUCCAACAAUAUAAAAGCCUCAGAGUUUGUUUUAGAAGAAGCUAAGGAACAUGAGGCUACCUUGGACCCCAGCUCACCUCGGGAUUUUAUUGAUUGCUUCUAUAUUAAAAUAGAUCAGGACAAAGAUAAUGAUAAAUUGGAGUUCAUCAUUGAGAACCUGGCUAUCUGCGUGCUUGACUUAUUUGGAGCAGGAACAGAAACCACCAGUACCACUCUCAGAUAUGUGCUCCUGAUCCUCCAGAAAUACCCAAAGAUAGAAGUUUAA
Messenger RNA from Sceloporus undulatus (fence lizard), 357 nucleotides. Its product is annotated as cytochrome P450 2C1-like. The transcript has 2 exons. Bases 1 to 357 code for a protein of 118 amino acids. Gene Ontology annotation, molecular function: oxidoreductase activity, acting on paired donors, with incorporation or reduction of molecular oxygen, reduced flavin or flavoprotein as one donor, and incorporation of one atom of oxygen; heme binding; iron ion binding. Gene Ontology annotation, biological process: xenobiotic metabolic process. NCBI's taxonomy places the organism in Eukaryota, Metazoa, Chordata, Lepidosauria, Squamata, Phrynosomatidae. The record is from RefSeq and is a predicted model, not a curated record. Gene Ontology annotation, cellular component: cytoplasm; intracellular membrane-bounded organelle.